UUUUAAAUUCAGUGUGGCUUCACGCAGCCGCUGCGCGCCGUGGAUACGCCGAGACUAUGGAUACGGAGCGUCUUUUUCCACGUUGAAACUCCACAAUGAGGGAUAAAAGUAAGACGCGGUGCUGGGAGAGGGAGAGUUAAUGCAUUUGCGGAGGAGUUUUGGUGAAGUUUCAGUCGGGAUUUGGCAGGUUUUACAAGCAUGGAGCUACCGAUGUGUUGGAUUUGGGUUUGUGUCCUGUUCGCCGCGCCGCUUGCGGGAUGUUUGGAGAUGCACCUUUCGGAGACUUUACAGCCCGGGAGCCUUCUGGCGAACCUGUCGCUCGGACCUGGGUGGACGUACAAACUUGACAGGACUUUGUCGCCCAAAUUCAUUCAGAGUUUCUUCCAAGUUGAGAGGCACGACGGGCUGAUCCGUCUGUCUCGGAAAGUUCAGUGUGCGCACACGCCGAGGAACCCAGCGUCUGUUUAUAUAAGAACGUGUUCCCCCACAUCUGGAGAUGUUAUUCUGACGCAUUUCAGCGUGUUUGUCCACGGUCAGGACUGUUUUAUUAAAUACAAGAGAAAGAAAUUGACAGGUAAGCCAGACAUUCACGUUAAACUCCGGUCAAAACUGCAGGCAACUCCUUGCUCAUCUGCAGGUAAACUGCUUUUGAAUGUCACAGAACUUUUGCCUGCUUUUACGCGGAGCAGUUCCCUUUUGGACACUGAAUGCGCUGGAACAGACUUUGUCGCGGUGUUAAGGCAGGGGGGUUUGUUCCUGGCCACUGACCUGUGCUUUGCGCACAGUGGACAGCCCGAGGUGGAUUUGCACUGCACCAUGCACAGCUCUCCAGGCAGCCGACUCUCUGUGCAGCUGAGCCUGACGCUGGUAAAAGUGCCUAAACAACAUGGAUCUUUACCAGAACGCGCCCAGAAAAAGUCUGGGAUCCACAGGGGGAAGCGACAGGUGAACACAUCCCCACAGUUCCAGCUCCCCAACUAUCAGGUGUCUGUGCCUGAGAACGAGCCUGCAGGAACUGCUGUCAUAACCCUGAAAGCAACAGACCCGGAUGAUGGAGAGGCAGGGAGGCUGGAGUACAGCAUGGAAGCUUUGUUUGACAGGAGAUCUGAUGACUUUUUCAACAUUGACUCACAGACAGGGAGCAUAACAACCGUCCAGGCGCUGGACAGAGAGGUCAAAGACACCCAUGUUUUCAAAAUUACUGUAACUGACAAUGGCACCCCUAAAAGAUCUGCCACUUCGUACCUCACUGUCACUGUGAGUGACACUAAUGACCACAGCCCCAUAUUUGAGCAGAAUGAAUACCGGGUCAGCAUCCGAGAGAAUGUUGAGGUGGGCUUCGAGGUGAUGACAAUCCGGGCCACUGAUGGUGACGCUCCCUCCAACGCCAACAUGGUUUAUAAAAUUGUGAAUGGCAAAGGAGUCAACUCUGUGUUUGAAAUCGACCCCCGCAACGGCCUGGUGAGGAUCAGGGAGCGACCCGACAGGGAGACCAGGUCCCAGUACCAGCUGAUUGUUGAAGCCAACGAUCAGGGGAAAGACCCUGGUCCCCGCAGUGCCACCGCCACUGUUCACAUCACCGUGGAAGAUGAAAAUGACAACUACCCACAGUUCAGUGAAAAGAGGUAUGUUGUGCAGGUUCCAGAGAAUGUGGCGGUUAACACCAAAGUCAUCCAGGUGGAAGCCACGGACAAAGAUGAAGGAAACAACGCCAAAGUUCACUACAGCAUCAUCAGCGGCAAUGUUAAAGGCCAGUUCUACAUUCACUCCCCCACUGGUGUCAUCGAUGUCAUCAAUCCUCUGGACUAUGAAAUGAUUCGGGAGUAUAAUUUGCGGAUUAAGGCUCAGGACGGUGGCAGGCCUCCGCUGAUAAAUGGCACAGGGAUGGUGGUGGUGCAAGUGGUGGAUGUGAAUGACAAUGCCCCCAUGUUCGUCAGCACACCUUUCCAGGCUACUGUGUUGGAAAAUGUGGCCAUCGGUUACUCUGUGAUCCACAUUCAAGCAAUUGAUGGGGAUUCAGGAGAAAACGCCCGUUUGGAAUACCGGCUAACAGACACCACGCCUGGAUUUCCGUUCACGAUCAAUAACAGCACGGGAUGGAUUACAGUGAGUGAGGAACUGGACAGGGAGACCACUGACUUCUACACCUUUGGCAUAGAGGCGAGAGAUCACGGGAUGCCUGUGAUGUCGUCCUCCGCCAGUGUCAGCAUCACGGUGCUGGAUGUGAACGACAACGUGCCCACAUUCACCGAGAAGACCUACUCGCUGAAGAUCAACGAGGAUGCUGUUGUGGGGACCAGUGUUUUGACGGUGACCGCGGUGGAUCGAGACGUCAACAGUGUGGUGACGUAUCAGAUCUCCAGUGGAAAUACCAGGAACCGCUUUGCCAUCACCAGCCAGAGUGGUGGUGGCCUCAUCACCUUAGCCCUUCCUUUGGACUACAAGCAGGAACGCCAGUAUGUCCUGACGGUUACCGCCAGCGAUGGGACUCGCUACGACACCGCUCAGGUGUUCAUCAACGUCACUGAUGCCAACACACACCGGCCCGUCUUCCAAAGUGCCAACUACCAGGUGAUGCUCAGUGAGGAGAAACCGGUGGGCUCCACGGUGGUGGUGAUUAGUGCAACAGACGAGGACACUGGGGAGAAUGCUCGCAUCACAUAUGUCAUGGAGGACAAUGUUCCUCAGUUCAAAAUCGACCCGGAUUCUGGUGCUAUCACGACACAAAUGGAAAUAGACUACGAAGACCAGGCUUCCUACACGUUAGCCAUCAUUGCCAGAGACAAUGGCAUCCCUCAGAAAUCUGACACCACCUAUGUGGAGAUUAUCAUCCUGGAUGCUAACGAUAAUGCUCCUCAGUUCCUCAGAGACAUGUACCAGGGGACUGUAUUAGAAGAUGCACCUAUCUACACCAGCGUGCUCCAGAUUUCUGCUUCAGACAGAGAUUCUGGCUCCAACGGCAGGGUCAGUUAUACAUUUCAAGGUGGUGAUGAUGGAGAAGGAGAUUUUUUCAUUGAGCCUUACUCUGGUAUCAUCAGAACUGCUCGGAAACUGGACCGGGAGAACGUUCCUGUUUACAACCUGAAGGCGUUUGCUGUGGACAGAGGGGUUCCGCCUCUGAAAGUAGCUGUUCCUGUUCAUGUCGUGGUUCAGGACAUAAAUGACAAUGCUCCAGUGUUUGAGAAGGAUGAGCUUUUCAUUGACGUACAGGAGAACAGCCCGGUGGGGUCUGUCGUGGCCCAGAUCACUGCCACCGACCCGGAUGAGGGCACCAACGCUCAGAUCAUGUACCAGAUCGUAGAAGGGAAUAUUCCAGAGGUUUUCCAGCUGGACAUUUUUAACGGCGACCUCACUGCGCUCGCAGACCUGGAUUAUGAGAGCAAAACUGAGUAUGUCAUAGUGGUUCAGGCCACAUCAGCGCCGCUGGUGAGCCGAGCCACUGUGCAUAUCCGCCUGGUAGACAUGAACGACAACCAACCGGUGCUGAAGAACUUUGAGAUCAUUUUCAACAACUACGUCACCAACAAAUCCAACAGUUUUCCAUCAGGAAUUAUAGGGAAGGUACCAGCUCAUGACCCGGAUGUGUCGGAUAAGCUGCGAUACAAGUUUGAAUCUGGAAAUGAGCUCAGUCUGCUGCUGCUGAAUGAAGACACUGGGGAUCUGAGGCUGAACAGGGAUCUGGACAAUGACAGGCCUCUGGAAGCACCUAUGACCAUUUCUGUCACUGACGGCCUCCAUCAUGUUUACGCCAGCUGCACGCUGCGAGUCACCAUCAUCACCGACGACAUGCUGACCAACAGCAUCACGGUUCGUCUGGAGAACAUGUCCCAGGAGCGCUUCCUCUCGCCGCUGCUCAGCCUCUUCCUCGACGGCGUGGCGGCCAUUCUCUCCACCAGACGGGAAGCCGUGUUUGUGUUCAACAUCCAAAACGACACCGACGUUCAAGGAUCCAUCCUCAACGUUACGUUUUCAGCGCUGCAGCCUGGAGGUGGUAAAGGGACGUUCUUCCCUUCGGAGGAGCUGCAGGAGCAGAUCUACCUCAACAGGACUCUGCUCAGGCUGAUAUCGACUCAGGAGGUGUUGCCAUUUGACGAUAACAUCUGCCUGAGGGAGCCCUGUGAGAACUACAUGAAGUGUGUAUCGGUGCUGAAGUUCGACAGCUCUCCUCCCUUCAUCGCCUCCAACACGGUUCUGUUUCGGCCCAUCCACCCCAUCAACGGGCUGCGCUGCCGCUGUCCGGUCGGGUUCACCGGCGACUACUGUGAAACUGAGAUCGACCUCUGCUACUCAGGACCCUGCAAGAACAACGGGAAGUGUCGCAGCCGAGAGGGAGGAUACACCUGCGAGUGUCUGGAAGAUUUCACAGGUGAGCACUGUGAGCUGAAUGCGUCAUCAGACCGAUGUGUUCCUGGGGUUUGUAAGAAUGGCGGCAAAUGCAUCAACCGGCUUGCGGGUGGUUUCAUGUGCGAGUGUCUGCCAGGGGAGUUCGAGAAGCCCUACUGUGAGAUGACAACCCGAAGCUUCCCCGGACAGUCCUUCAUCACCUUCAGAGGCCUGCGACAAAGGUUCCACUUCACCGUCUCCUUCACGUUUGCUACCAGAGAAAGAAACGCUCUGCUGCUCUACAACGGCAGGUUCAACGAGAAGCACGACUUCAUCGCUCUGGAGAUCAUCGGCGAGCAGAUUCAGCUCACUUUCUCUGGAGGUGAGACGAAGACCACGGUGUCUCCCUACAUCCCAGGUGGAGUCAGCGAUGGCCAGUGGCAUUCAGUCCAGCUUCAUUACUACAACAAGGAAGGGGGGAGUCUGGUGGACUCCAGCGGGGCUCUUCGCCUCCCGCUCUAUACCGCCUGGCUGGAGCUCAAUCAGAAGGAGCCUAACAUCGGCCGCCUGGGCAUCCCUCAUGGACCCUCUGGAGAGAAGGUGGCCAUGGUCGCCGUGGACGACUGCGACAUCUCCAUGGCGAUUCGCUUCGGAAAGCAGAUCGGCAACUACUCCUGCGCCGCUCAGGGCACCCAGACCGGACAGAAGAAGUCGCUGGACUUGACUGGACCUCUGUUGCUCGGUGGAGUUCCCAACCUGCCCGAGGACUUUCCAGUCAGGAACAGAGACUUCGUGGGCUGCAUGAGAAACCUGAGCAUCGACAGCAAACCUAUCGACAUGGCGAGCUACGUCGCUAAUAACGGCACCACAGCAGGUUGUGCAGCAAAGAAAAACUUCUGCACAAAUGAAGUGUGUCAGAACGGAGGAGUGUGCGUCAGCAGGUGGAACACCUACAGCUGCGACUGUCCGACCGGCUACGGGGGCAAAAACUGCGAACAAGUGAUGCCGUCUCCUCAGUUCUUUGACGGCCAGGCUCUGGUGUCCUGGAGCGAUCCAGACAUCACCGUGGCUGUUCCCUGGUACAUGGGCCUCAUGUUCCGGACCAGGCAGCCUGCCGGGACCCUGAUGCAGGCCAAUGCUGGACCCUCAUCCACCAUCAAUCUCAUGGUGAGUGAGCAGCAGGUCCGUAUGGAAGUGUUGCUGAGGCAGCACCUAGUGGCGUCACUGACCUUCCCUCAGGUUCGUGUCAAUGACGGCGAGUGGCACCACUUACUGGUCGAAUUGAGAAGCAUCAAAGAUGGAAAAGACAUCAAAUACAUGGCUGCUGUGUCCCUGGAUUACGGCAUGUACCAGAAGUCGGUGGAGAUUGGUAAUGAGCUGCCAGGUCUGAAGCUGCAAACUCUUCAUGUUGGAGGUUUACCUGGAGAAGGAAACCAUGUCAACAAAGGAUUUGUUGGCUGCAUACAGGGGGUCCGUAUGGGAGAGACGUCCACCAACGUGGCCAACAUCAACAUGGCUCAGGGCCUGAAGAUCCGUGUUGAAGACGGCUGUGACCUCGCCGACCCCUGCGACUCCAACAUCUGUCCUGAGAACAGCCACUGCAGCGACGACUGGAGCACCCACACCUGUGUCUGCGAUCCAGGUUAUUUCGGUAAAGAGUGUGUGGAUGCUUGUCAGCUCAAUCCUUGCGAGCACGUUUCCACUUGUGUCCGCAAACCGAGCUCCUCCCACGGCUACACCUGUGACUGUGGACAGAAUUUCUACGGCCAGUACUGUGAAAACAAAGUGGAGAAGCCUUGUCCUCAGGGUUGGUGGGGCAGCCCUGUAUGUGGACCCUGUAACUGCGAUACAAGCAGAGGAUUCCACAAAGACUGCAACAAGACCACCGGAGAGUGUCGCUGCAAGGAAAACCACUACCGUCCGGAGGGUGAGGACGCUUGCUACCCCUGCGAGUGUUUCUCCAUCGGCUCCGAGUCUCGAACCUGCGACGGCGUCUCCGGUCAGUGCCCCUGCAAAGGAGGAGUCAUCGGGCGCCAGUGCAACCAGUGCGAUAACCCUUUCGCUGAAGUCACUCCUACUGGAUGCGAAGUGGUGUAUGAGGGCUGUCCAAAGGCCUUUGAUUCAGGCAUCUGGUGGCCCAAAACCAAAUUUGGACGUCCUGCUGCCAUGAACUGUCCCAAAGGAUCCAUCGGUACUGCAAUCCGCCACUGUAGUGAUGAGAAAGGCUGGUUGUCACCUGAACUCUUCAACUGCACCACCGUCACCUUCUCUCAUCUGAAGAAAAUGAAUGAGGAUCUGAGUCGCAACUCUUCCAGGAUGGACAGUGAACGCUCCAAGGCCAUAGUUCGUCUGCUCCACAGCGCCACCAACAACACGCCGCGUUACUUCGGCAACGACGUCAAGAUGGCCGCCCAGCUGCUUAAUCACGUUCUGCAGUACGAGAGCCAGCAGGCCGGAUUCGACCUCACCGCCAUGAGGGAUGCUGAGUUCAAUGAGAACUUGGUGCGAGCCAGCAGCGCCAUACUGGAUCCCGACACCAAGAAGCACUGGGAUCAGAUCCAGAGGACGGACGGCGGCACCGCACAUCUGCUCCGUAACUUCGAGGACUACGCCAACACGCUGGCGCAGAACGUCAGGAAAACCUACCUGAAACCUUUCACCAUCGUCACGGACAACAUGAUUCUCACCGUGGACUACCUCGACGUGUCCGACCCGGAGAGGGCAACGUUCCCUCACUUUAAAGAAAUACAGGAGGAAUUUCCCAAAGAACUGGGCUCUUCUGUCCAGUUCCCACAGUUUAACCUGCGAGCUCAGGUCCACAAAGCAGAACCAACUCCUGCCCCUCCAGCUCAGACCGAUGCCCCGGUGGAGGAGGAGCACACGGUGUCCGACAGGAGGCGACGACACCUGGAGCCACCUGCCCCGCUGCCUGUCGCCGUGGUGAUAGUUUACAAGUCGCUGGGGCAACUGCUUCCAGAGAGAUACGACCCCGACCGAAGGAGUCUCAGGCUUCCCAACCGUCCGGUGAUCAACACAGCCAUAGUGAGCGCCACCGUCCACAGCGAGGGCCCGCCUCUUCCUGCCAUCCUGGAUCCACCCAUCACUUUAGAGUACACCCUGCUGGAGACGGAGGAGAGAACCAAGCCGGUCUGUGUGUUCUGGGAUCACUCCAUCACGGUCGGGGGUACAGGCGGCUGGUCGUCUAAAGGCUGCGAGGUGCUCAACAGGAACAACAGCCACAUUAGCUGUCAGUGUAACCACAUGACCAGCUUCGCCGUGCUGAUGGACAUUUCGAAGAGAGAGCACGGAGACGUCCUCCCCGUGAAGAUCGUCACCUACACCACAGUGUCAGUUUCCCUCUUCCUCCUCCUCCUCACCUUCAUCCUGCUGUGCCUCGUCCGCCGCCUCCGGUCCAACCUCCAUGUCAUCCACAGGAAUCUGGUGGCAGCGUUAUUCUUCUCUAUGCUCAUCUUCCUGCUCGGCAUCAAUCAGACUGAUAACGUGUUUGUGUGCACGGUCAUCGCCAUCCUCCUGCAUUACUUCUACAUGUGCACCUUCGCCUGGAUGUUUGUUGAAGGGCUUCAUAUCUACCGCAUGCUGACGGAGCUGAGGAACAUCAACCACGGACACAUGAGGUUCUACUACGCCAUGGGCUGGGGCAUCCCGGCUAUUAUCACCGGUUUGGCAGUCGGCCUCGAUCCUCAGGGUUAUGGAAACCCAGACUUCUGCUGGCUUUCUGUCCACGACACCCUCAUCUGGAGCUUCAUAGGACCCAUCUUUGUAGUCGUCCUGGUGAACUUCGUCAUCUUCAUUCUGGCUGCUAAGGCCUCCUGUGGUCGCAGGCAGAAGGCUGUAGAGAAAUCAGGAGCCAUUCCUGCCCUACGUAUGGCCUUCGUCCUCCUGCUCCUCAUCGGUGCCACCUGGCUACUCGGUCUGUGGGCGGUCAACAGCGAUGUGAUGAUCUUCCACUACCUGUUCGCUGGAUUCUGCUGUUUACAGGGAAUCUUCAUUUUCUUCUUCUACAUAAUCUUAAACAAAGAGGUGAGGAAAAACCUCAAGAACGUCUUCAUGGGAAAGAAGAGCGUCCCGGACGAAUCCAGCACCACGAGAGCCUCCUUGCUCACCCGCUCUCUCAACUGCAACAACACCUACACUGAGGAGGGUCCGCUGUACCGCUCCGGCAUCGGCGAGUCCACCGUGUCCCUGGACAGUACGCUCAGGUCAGCCAAGAGCCGCAGCAGCUACCUGGCUUAUACACUCAGGGAGGAGUCUGGUCAGAAGCCCAGCGUGUCUUCAGGAACAGCUAAAGGACACACCGAUCUGGAUGGACCUCUGUUCCACAGGAACGGCACCAAAGGAGAUGACUCUGACUCAGACAGUGAGCUGUCAGUUGAUGAGCACAGCUCUUCCUACGCCUCCUCCCACUCCUCCGACAGCGAGGAUGAUGACAUAGAUGUCAAGCCAAAGUGGAACAAUGAGAGGCCUCUUCACAGCACCCCGAAAGGUGAUUCAGUGGCCAAUCAUGUGAAGCCUUACUGGCCAACGGAGGCCACCACAGCCAGUGACAGCGAGGAUCCAGGCGGGGCGGAGAGGCUGAGGGUGGAGACCAAAGUGAAUGUGGAGCUUCACCCAGAGAAUAAACUGAACCAUGUUGGUGAAAGAGAGAGGGAGGCUCUGCAGGAAGGAGACAGACAGACGCCCAGCAACGCUAAAGACUCAGCACCAGCCGGUCAACCCAACAGCAACCACCAACCAGAGCAGAGGAAAGGUAUCUUGAAGAACAAGAUCAGCUACCCUCCUCCGCUCACCGACAAGAACAUGAAGAACCGUCUGAGGGAGAAGCUCAGCGACUACAACUCCCCGACCAUCACCUCGCCUCCUCCCAACAACAACAACACCUCCUCCCCGCCUCCCUCCUCCGUCAACAUUAUGGCGCCUUCGUCGCGAACACCUUCGCUGGCCUCCAACGAAGGCAGCCGAGUCGGAAACCACGACGGCAGCUCCAUCAUCAAGCCGCCCAUCGCACCGAGGCCUCAGAUCCCCACCAGGCCGCCGCCGGCUGGAAUCUACCGGGAAACCAACGGGGGAGUUGCCAUGCACUUGAAGUCAGGGACGGUCAAUGGAGGCAACGAGUCUGAUUCAGACGGCAGUAACGAGACUUCCAUCUGACCUGUUAGGAUAACCCAGACCAGCCUGCCCUUGUGAGAGGAGGAGCCCAACAGCCUGCUGGGAAAAGAGAAGGAAAGCCAAGAGUGGAGGAGUAAAAUGAAAAGAACGAUGGACAGAGGGGGUGCUGAAGAUUGGGUGGAAUCUCUUCACCGGAUCUGUCCAUCCAACCCUCCUCUCAUGUUUCAUCUCUUCAGAGAGAGCAGUAUUAAUUGCAGACUUUAGGACUGCCUGAGAUGAGAAAAAAGGCAGAGAUUAUGGAAAGAUGUGAGAAAUAAUAAAGGGAAUGCUGUGUUGGACUGUACCAAGAAAUGACACAGUGGAGCCACGUGUGCCAAAACCACUACAGGAGAUGUGGAAGACGAAGAACGCCCCCAGAAUGCAUUGCAAGUCAUGAAAUGAUGCUCCUGUGGUGGCUAUGAGGAGCCUGUGGAGGUGAAGUUAGAGGACAGGCAGAUGGACAAUCACUGAACCUACACAAGCUGGUACAGUUUCAUUUGUAGUCCAAAAGGAUUUCAAGGUCUACAAGUCCCACGAGCCGACAGACACAGCCUGUUCUCAGUGACUUUUGAACUCUGGACAGCACCAAGUGCUCUUUUCUGAUUUUUUUUAACUUUUUAAACUCAAACGAAGGCUCCCGCAGUCGCUCAGUGCAGUGUAUUUAGAGUGUAAUUAAUAUGUAGAUAAUUUUAAAGGCGAAUAAGAAAAAUGAUCUAUUUUGUAUUUCAGUUGUCACAAAGGACGUGUUUCUACACUAAAAAUAAUUCACCUGGGAGCACAGUUGUGAAAAUCACUUCAUACGCUGGUUUAACAGAGAACACUGGUGUGUUUGUCUUCGUCCAGGGCCGAGGCCGUACAACUUUCACACUCUAAAUCUGUUGCAGUUGUGUGUGACUGCACGUUCACAUGGGGCCUAAAUGAACACUGAUGUUGUGGAAUGGAGGGGAAUUUCCUCUCUGUUUUCCAGUUCGAGCACUAUGAACCUGAAGCCUUCUUAGAGAGUGUCCGUCUUCCCCAUUUGUUGCUGCAACACACACCAAAGUCACGGUAAAUAAGCAGAUUAGUGUUGAGGUCAGUUCAGUUUAACUCCGUUUUUUUUCUCAAAUUCUUAACAUGUUUUGAUCUUGUUUCAGCAUAAUGGAUGGACAAUUAAUAUAAAUUAAAUGGGUUUUUUAUUGUAAAUUUCUAAAUCUGAGUUAAAAGUCAAAAUGACACCAACUCUAAUGUAUCUUGCAGCUUGUAUACGGAAACUCAAAAUGUUUACCACUCACGGAAUGCCUUUGUACCUUCCAUACUGUUCACCCCCAGUGUUCUGCCCUCAUGUAAUCAAUGUUGAUAAAUGUCCUUGUUUUUUUUUGUAUGAUCCGAGACACUGGAAAUGUUUUGUAACAUAAUGUAUAUUUAUUUUUUAUGGUUUUAAGACACUGGAAAGAAAAAAAAUGAUUGUGACUGUAAAAUUAAAAAUGACAUGAUGAAUUUUUAA
Amphiprion ocellaris (clown anemonefish) is the source of this 10972-nucleotide messenger RNA. RefSeq names its product cadherin EGF LAG seven-pass G-type receptor 1a (gene celsr1a). The record is from RefSeq and is a predicted model, not a curated record. Gene Ontology annotation, molecular function: calcium ion binding; G protein-coupled receptor activity. The transcript is spliced from 37 exons. The coding region runs from base 199 to 9492 and encodes 3097 amino acids. NCBI's taxonomy places the organism in Eukaryota, Metazoa, Chordata, Actinopteri, Pomacentridae. Gene Ontology annotation, biological process: cell surface receptor signaling pathway; homophilic cell-cell adhesion; G protein-coupled receptor signaling pathway. Gene Ontology annotation, cellular component: plasma membrane.